Messenger RNA from Mycena citricolor, 5417 nucleotides. Lineage: Eukaryota; Fungi; Basidiomycota; Agaricomycetes; Agaricales; Mycenaceae. The record is from the annotation of a GenBank genome assembly.
CAACCGUGAACGGCGACGUCACCAACCACGGUUUAUGCAUCCGCCCUCCGCUCUUUCGUCCACUGCUCCCCCGUCCAGCCAUUGAUGCGCGUGCUCUGUGUCGCGGAAAAGCCCUCGAUCUCCAAAGCCAUCACUGAAAUCCUAUCGGGCGGGCAGUUCACUACGCGCAACACGAGUGUCGGAUACAUCAAAAACUAUGACUUCGACUACCCCCGGACGCGCGCCCGGAUCACCUUCACAUGCGUCACGGGCCACCUAAUGGCACAGGACUUCCCAGCGGCCUACCGCAGCUGGACGUCGUGCGAUCCGCUCACGCUGUUCGAUGCUCCGGUAGAAACUUCCGUCGCGCAUGACAAGAAGGGGAUCGAGCAGAACUUGCUACGGGAAGCACGGGGUGCGGACACAUUGAUGAUAUGGACGGAUUGCGACCGAGAGGGCGAGCAUAUCGGGUCGGAGAUCCGCAGUGUAUGCCGCAAGGCGAAACCGAAUAUCUUGGUCAAGCGCGCCAGGUUCAGCGCUAUCAUCGGCCAACAAAUUCACAAUGCCGUGCAAAAUCCUGUAGAGCUGGAUCAAGCCCAGGCGGAUGCUGUCCAGGCGCGGAUGUUGCUGGACUUGCGGAUAGGCGCAGCUUUCAGCCGAAUGCAGACACUGAAUCUCCAAAAUGGAAUCCCGCAGAUCAAAGAGCAGAAAUUACUUGUUUCAUACGGCCCCUGUCAAUUUCCGACACUCGGCUUCGUUGUCCAGAGAUACAAGCAGGUCAAGAACUUUGUUCCUGAGCCGUUUUGGUACAUCUACCUGUCUCUGUCGCGACCCAGCUCUUCACAAGGCCACAUCGAAACAGUGUUCAACUGGCGGAGGAAUCAUCUGUUUGACCACGAUGUGGCUGCGGUCAUCUACGAGCACGUGCUCUCCAAUCCUACCGCUCGAGUCACGAAGGUCGUCGAGAAGAAUACUAAGAAAUACAAACCACUCCCACUGACCACAGUCGAAUUGCAAAAGGCCGGCUCUCGACUCUUGAAGCUCGCGCCAAAGAAAGUGCUCGAUAUCGCUGAAUCCCUGUACCAAAAAGGAUUUUUAUCUUAUCCUCGGACGGAAACUGACCAAUUCGAUCCCCAAUUCGACUUUCAUUCACUGAUCGAAAGACACGUUGAUGAUCCUAACUGGGGCACCUUUGCGCGCAAUCUCCAGCAGGGUGGUUUCAAUACGCCCCGUCGGGGGAAGAACAAUGACCAGGCUCAUCCACCCAUCCACCCUACUGCGAAUGUGACCAAUCUGGCCAACGAUGAAAAGCGGGUAUAUGAAUUCAUCACCCGACGGUUCCUCGCUUGCUGCUCAAAAGACGCGGAAGGCUCCCUGACGACGGUGGAUGUUGUCUGCGGCGGCGAAGAUUUCUAUGCGACAGGCCUGGUAGUACACCAGAGGAACUACCUGGAAGUAUAUGUGUAUGACAAGUGGACGGGCAACCGGGUGCCCGACUUUGAAGAGGGAGAGCAAUUCAAUCCUACGGUUUGUGAGUUGCGGGAAGGGAGCACGACUAGUCCAAAGUAUCUGACGGAGGCGGAUCUGGUCACACUGAUGGACAAAAACGGGAUCGGCACCGAUGCGACUAUUGCACAACACAUUGACACGAUCGUCUCUCGAGAAUACGCACUGGAAGAGUUUGAGGGUGGGACGAAAUACCUGAUUCCGUCGACUUUGGGUCUGGGUCUCGUGGAAGGCUAUGAUGAGAUGGGCUUCGAGAAGAGUCUCAGCAAACCCCAUCUGCGACGAGAGACUGAGCGAAACAUUGUUGAAAUCUGCAACGGAACCAAGACCAAAGGAGACGUGCUCGCCGAUAGCGUCGAUCAAUAUCGGGACAUAUUCAUCAGAGCUCGCGGCCAAAUCAACAAGGUCACAGCCAGUGUACAGAGAUUCCUCGAUGGUGCUCGGGUCGGAGAUGGAAGCGCACCUGCACGUGGAAGGGGGAGAGGAAGAGGUCGAGUAAGAGGUGCAGGUCCGGGCCGAGGUGAUGGCGGCGGGGGCGGUGGGAACGGAGAUGGUGGGGCUCCAGGUGGCGGUGGCGCUGCUGGUCGAGGCAAUCCAGCGCCAAGACGGGGAGGUGCACCUGGGCGAAAUAAUCCGCCGGUCACACGGAACAGUCCCCCGCCGUUUGAUCCAGAUGACGACGAUGAUUUCAUGGAUCCUCCUCCUCCUCCAAGACCUCCGGCCCGACAGCCUGCAGGGCGAACAUCCAGAACAAAUGAGCCGCCGCCGAGACAAGUUCAACCGCCACCACUACCACGACAAGCUCAACCAUUAUCAAGACCGACUCAGCCUCCUACCUCAUCCAGUCAAGAGGAUAUUCGAUGCGACUGUGGUGAGCCAGCUGGACAGCGCACUGUGACAAAGGAAAGUGCGACGAAAGGCAAAAAGUUCUGGACGUGUGAUAGCCAGCAAUGUCGUUUCUUCAAAUGGGUGGAGGAUGUCGGUGGUCCCAGCUCAGUUCCUGCGAAACGAACUUAUUCUGGGCGGGAAGCAGAACCUACUGGUGACAGGAAAUGCAAGUGUGGAGAGGAAGCGGUUCAGCGAACAGUGGUCAAAGAGGGCGACAACAAGGGCCGCAAGUUCUGGAACUGCGGCAGUGCCCAAGAUUGCGACUUCUUUGAAUGGGAUGACGCAGUCCGACCUGCUUCGUCGUCGAUGGGCGCAGGUCCCAGCCGAGACCAAGAUGUUUGCUACAAGUGCAAUCAAUCAGGCCACUGGGCUUCAUCCUGUCCGAAUGGCAGUACUUCAGACAACAGCCGUUUCUCUCGAUCAAACGAAUCACGGCCUGGCUCAUCGUCCAUGAGUGCAAGUUCCGGCACCGUUUGCUAUAAGGUGUGCUGGCUGAUUCCCUUCUCAAAAAUCUUCCUGACAAGUCGAAGUGCAAUGAAUCGGGUCACUGGGCAUCUGGUUCGGGUCAGUUUUCGCCAUUUCCUCUCGACUGAAUGUAUCCAGCAUGUCCCAAUGGUGGUGCUCCAGACAAACGGUCCCGGUCUUUCGGCUCGAAGCCCAGCGGCAACAGUGGACCAGUCGGCGCCUGCUUCAAGUGCAAUCAGGAAGGUCAUUACAGUGCCGACUGCCCUACUAGCGGUGGCAGCAGGUCGAAAGGCAGGCAGGACUCAUCAGCUGGGGGUCUCAGCUGUUUCAAAUGCGGAGAAUCCGGCCAUUUCUCCAAUGCGUGUCCCUCGUCUGGAGGUGGCGGAUCCAGCUCAUACAAACGCACGUCAAGCGAUCGCGGGUCUUCAAAACCACACUGUACUUUUAGAUUACGUAGCCAAAUUCACCUUCGCGUCCACGACGUGUUAUUUGUCUCUAUUACUCAACCCACCCCUCACCUCACACCAUGACCAGCAUUACACGCAACUUCCCUGGUUCAUCCGCGACCUAGGUGUGUCCAUAGUCGGCAAAGAAUGCUACACGUCACUCGUUGAAAAUCUUAACAUUGGCGACGUACAAUGCAUCAAGUACUCCAUUUCAAAGGGUUUAGGAAUCGGAAUUGUAUUGGGAGGCUCUAUAAUGAAAGUACCACAACUUCUCAUAAUUGUACGCUCACAGUCCGCGCGCGGACUGUCACUGCCCUCCUACAUCCUGGAGACCCUCUCCUACGCUAUCACGCUCGUUUACGCUCAGCGGAACGAAUAUCCGUUCUCGACAUACGGCGAGAACCUCUUCCUGACGAUCCAGAACAUCGUCAUCACACUGCUGAUCAUCCUAUACGCCCCUCGCGCGCGGGACAAGACGACCAACGCGGUGAUGGCGUGCCUGGCGCUGCUCGUGUUCUUCCUGUCGGCAUCGCUGGUGUCGAUGGACGUGCUUGCAAUGAUGCAGCUUGCGACCCUGCCGCUGUCGCUGUUCUCUAAGCUGCCGCAGAUCCGGCAGAACUACACCUCCCAGUCGACGGGCAACCUCUCCGCAUUUGCGGUGUUUGCGCAGAUCGCGGGCUGUGCCGCGCGGCUGUUUACGACGGCGAUGGAGGUCAACGAUCCCAUCGUUGCGGCGGGCUUCCUGCUUGCUCUCCUGCUGAAUAUCGUGUUGGGUGUGCAGCUGUCGCUGUACUGGGGACGUGACGAUGCAGUGGCUGCGAAAAGCAAGUCCAACGCUGUUGUCGCCGAUAAAGUCCGGGCGUCGCCCGUGCCGGCCGCAUACGAGUCUGUGCCAUUGCAGCAGCGGGCUGCGACGCCGCCGCCCGGGUCACCGUCGAUGAGCGGUCGCAAAUGGGCUCGCAAGGUGGAUUGAAACUUCUGCUGUCUAAAUCCGGUGUUCUUAUGAGGGUGAUGCAAUUGCAAGCUCUUACGCGAUCAGUGAACCGCGUGUUGUUGCAAGGCGGAUGGGCCAUGGCGCAGCCAGCGGACUAAAGGGGAUUUGGCUCCGGUCCACAUGCGCAGAUGCUCCGGCGGCGAAAGCGUUGGCAGUCCUUCUGGACGAGCAUCGGUCCCGCCUGCCGAAGAGGAUGAGGCACUCUUCGAUAUGGGCUCGGCGAUAGAAGUAGAACACUACUGGGAGACGAGCUCUGGAAGUCUCGCUAACUGCAGCCUCGAUGUAGGAGCCGGGUGCCGGCAGGAGGCGGCACAUAUAUAUGCGUCGGAGCAGGAUCGGCCCGGCGCUGCGCUCCACAGGUUAAACGAUGUUCCCUGAGGCUGCGACGAGGAUAUCAGGAAACACGUCUUGUUCUUCGUGUCCGGGGUCAAUGGUCAUCAUCCUGGGAGAGUGCCACUCUGAGUGCAUGACAGUUGCCCGAUUACGAGGAGAUGUGAUUGAUUCGCGCAGUCUGCUUGUUCUCUGCGCGUGCUUGAGUAAUUGCCUACCUUUGCGUGCAGGGCGUUGUUAAAGUGUAAGACGUGUGCGGCCGACGAGCGGCGUAGCUCAGCACCUCCCAUGAAAUGAACAGUUCGAAGCGUUAUCUGAUCUGCUGGCGGCAAAAUUUACUGCGUCAAUCAGAACUCUUGGCCUGGUUCGAGCAACGUACAGCGCGCAAAGGUUGUUGUGAUUCCGGUCGACAUCCUUUGCCAUCCCCGCGCGCGGGUGGCUGCGUCCGAGCAAAUGCUCUACCUUUCGCUGUGUCGACGCCCCGUUGUCAGGCGCUCGUGCUCAAAUUCUAGCAUUGAGUCGGGCUGCUUGUUUUUGGGAACAAGGUUCGAUCGCAGUGUUGCUUUCCCGUACUUACUAGCGCGAUCUCGCGCCUUAUUCUCUCAACUGCGCGCCCAUGAGUACUGAUUUGCUGGUCAUUCUUCUUGCUGGAUUAUCCGGGCCGGGCUGCGCGCCUUAGGCGACGGAGCCACGUGAAUUUGCGUAUCAACUCUUUGAUGGGACGCAUGAGUCACUGAGGAUGAUGAGGGGAAGACGCGGUGGAAGUUGGGAAGGCGGUUGCACAAUGACGUACCCGGCGUCGUUUGCCG